UGCUGCGCGCUCCCGUCACCAUCUCGCCAUUUUGAGUCUAAAUAACACUUGGUGAGUUUCUUCUUCUUCUUCUCGAGUUAAACUUUAACACCGCGGUCCACUCUCCCUCUGCGGGAGCACCAACACAGCAACAGCGGGGUACUCUUUAUCAACACCGAGUAGUCAUGAAUACCGAGGAACUGUUUGUUUAACAGACUUUAUAAAGACACUAACGUUAGUUCAAGCUAAGCUAAGCUAAGCUAAGCUAAGCUAACAGCUAGCCGUCGCAGUCUUCACAACAAAUCACUCUGAUGCUAAGCUAACCAGGCUAGCUAGCAGGUAGCUCAGUGACUUCAGUGUCUGGACGAAGACUUCACCUAACUGUCUGUAAACACAGACUGGAGGAGGAGCAGUGCAAGUGGUGCCUCCACUGGAGUUGAAGUAAACAGAAAUCUGAGCUCCCACCGCAGGUUAUGGUGAGCCUCUCAGCGUCUCAUCUCCUAAAGAGGCCUGCGUUUUAAGAGGAGACCCAUGCUGAUAAAUGCCAGGCCUCGCCACACUCUCUGUCGUCUGCACAAACACAAAUGCCUGCCUGCCCGUGGGGGAGGUCUGAUUAAAGAUAUCCACAUUUCAUCCACUGGGCUGUGUCCCCCGUCCCAGCGGCCACCAUGUUUUGGAAGUUCGACCUGCACACCACCUCCCACAUCGACCAGCUGCUGGACAGGGAGGACGUGACGCUGAGAGAGCUGAUGGAGGAGGACGACGUCCUGCAGGAGUGCAAAGCCCAGAACCGCCGGCUGCUACUCUUCCUCUCCCAGGACCAGUGCAUGCAGGAGCUGGUCAGCCUCAUCACCACGGAGCCGCCCGCCGACCUGGAGGAGAGGAGCCGGUUUAAGUUUCCCAACAUUGCUUGUGAGCUGCUGACAUCAGAUGUGUCCAUUAUAAACGAUAAGCUGGGCGCGGACGACUCUCUCCUCGAGGUGCUCUAUCACUUCCUGGAGCAAGACCCACCCCUCAACCCGCUACUGGCCAGCUUCUUCAGCAAAACCAUCGGCAAUCUCAUUGCCAGGAAAACCGAACAGGUGAUUACCUUUCUAAAGAAAAAGGAAGGCUUCAUUGGUCUGGUGCUGAAACAUAUUGACGCCUCUGCCAUGAUGGACCUGCUGCUUCGCCUCAUCAGUUGUGUGGAGCCUGCCCCCUUGAGGCAGGAGGUCCUCCAUUGGCUGAAUGAGGAGAAGUUGGUACAAAGACUCACAGAGCUCAUCCAUACUGGCAAAGAUGAAGAGAGACAAUCAAAUGCAUCCCAAACGCUUUGCGACAUCAUCCGCCUUAGUCGAGACCAGGCCAAUCAGAUGCAGGAGAAUAUGGAGGCCGACCCACUAUUGGCUGUGCUAGAGUCGCAGGACAGUGUAGCGGGGCUCGUCAAGAACAUGUUCGAGGGGGAGAGGAGUGAGGCCUCCAUUGUUAACGGAACUCAAGUGCUACUUACCUUACUGGAGACCAGGAGGUCUGGGUUGGAAGGGCUGAUGGAUCUGUAUUCUCAGGGUUAUGAAAGGUCUUACACUGUCAACAGCAGUAUUUUAAAUGCCAUUGAGCCCCAUUUAAAGGACUUCCAGCAGCUUCUUCUGGAUCCCCCCAAGAAAAGUGCAAUAUUGACGACCGUUGGCGUUCUAGAGCAGCCACUGGGGAACGCCCGCCUUCACGUGGCCCGGCUGGUGGCCGCCCUGCUGCAGACCAGUGCCCCCAGUAUCUGCCAGGAGCUCUGCAAUCUCACCACCAUGGACCUACUACUGGAUCUGUUCUUCAAAUACUCCUGGAAUAACUUUUUGCACUUCCAAGUGGAGCUGUGCGUGGCGGCUAUCCUAAACCACCCUUCCUCGGAGGAGCGGCCCAGCCCCGUCCUCCUGAACCACGACGGGGGGCCUGCAGUGUCCAACCCUGAGUCGCAGGGGGAGGCAGUGGAGACAGGCAGGACCAGCGACCCACAGACCUCCAUCCACAAUGCCCUCGUAGCACAUCUCUUCCAGAAGUGUCACCUGGUACAGAGGAUCCUUGACGCCUGGGAGGAGAACGAUAAAAUACAGGGUGAGGGCGGCACCAGGAGAGGCAACAUGGGUCAUCUGACCAGAAUUGCCAACAUGGUGGUUCAGAACCUGGAGAAAGGACCAGUACAGGUCCAGAUCACUGACCUCAUCAAAGAGCUGCCAGAAGACUGCAGAGGUCGCUGGGAGAGCUUCGUGGACGAGACCCUGAGAGAGACUAACAGGAGGAACACGGUAGAGCUGGUAAGCACCCACAACAUGCACUCGUCCAGUGAAGACGACGACAUGGAGAGCCCCUUCCCCAACGACCUGUCUCUCCAGCAGGCCUUCUCUGACUAUCAGAUCCAACAGAUGACCGCCAACUUUGUGGAUCAGUUUGGCUUCAAUGACGAGGAGUUCAGCGAGCAUGAUGAGAACAUCAACGCCACAUUUGACAGAAUUGCCGAAAUAAACUUCAAUCUAGAUGCUGAUGAUAAUAGUGCCAAUGCGGCUGCUUUUGAAGCCUGCUGUAAAGAGAGGAUACGCCAGUUUGAUGAUGCUGAAGAAGAGGAGGACAUUUGGGAGGAGAAGGAGAUGAACUAUGCAACACAAGCUAAAUCCAGAACAAGGUUCGGGGUCUCCCAAACCUCGGAGGAAAGCUCCAGGAGCAGCAUGGAGAACGGAGGCAGGGAGCGGGACCACGGAUCUGAAUCUGAUGAGGAGGAGGACUCUGAGCAGAACAUAUCAGAUAAUGGUAGAUCAGAGGACAACAGCUAUCAACAGAACACAUCAGAUAAUGGUAGAUCAGAGGACAGCAGCUACCAACAGAACACAUCAGAUAAUGGUCCAGGCCCAGGCUGGACAGCAAAUUUCAGGGAAUCUGGAGGGACUGCAGCAUCCCAGACCCCAGCAGCGUGGGACAGCUCAUCGAGGAGUGGAGCAGGGGAGACACAGGGAAGUGGCUGGGCCAACUUCACUGAGUUCCAGCCUUUCUCCGGUACAGAGACUGAGCCCAGGAGCAGCUCUCCUGUGGACUCGGCCGGCAGUGAUGCAGAUAAACAAGCCAAACAAAACCACGACAAGGGUGCAGACGUUAGUGCCUCCUCUGGUGCUUGGCCGGUGGGAGAAGGGAGGAAGGCUCCCAUCGUGGCCUCAGACAGCAGCUCCUCCGGGGGAUCCGACAGCGAGGAGGACGACAAAAACGCCGCCGCCGCCGCCGCUGCUGCUGCUGCUGCUCCUCCCGCCACAGCAGUCGUCGCCGCCUCGGAAACAGCCGGCGCCCCCGGCAACAAGACAGCUGACCUCAAAAGCGAGGAGUGUCCAGUGUCUCUGGAGAAACUCUCUCUGUCAGAUCCUCCUAAAGCGUCGGAGCAGCAGCCUGCUGAGGAAUCACCCGUAACCACACAGACCGACAGGAAAGAGGAAACGCCACCGCCCCAGCAGGAAGUGUCGGUCAAUGGGCCGGUCUGAGCGGCCGAGCGGUUCUGCUAAAUCCAUCAGCGACGGGCCGGCUUCUCCGCGGACUGUCAAGCCUCCUCCAGAGUGGACUUCCCCUUAAAUAACCUCACUGCAACUACAGUGUUUUUUCUUUUUUUACUGAAUCACUCGGCCACGUUAUUGGACCCUGGACACUGCCAAUCGACACCAAUAAUGAGGCGGCGGCGGAACAUGUAAAAAAAAAAAAAGAAAGAAAAAAAAGAAAUAAGAAAAACCAACAGACAGAAGAGUGUAAGAGGAAUCAUCUUCAAAGCCUUUUUUCUGAUGUUGCACAUAAUUAACGUGCGGUUUUAAUGUAGCAGCGAUCUUUGAAAAACGACAGAAUCCAAAGGGGUAAAACAUCGUCAUCGUUAUUUUUUUAUGUCCUGAAAAGAUUUCUCUCCUACUUGCUGUUGGAAUCCCAUUGUUAGGGAUUUUACAUCGUCACCCCUGAAUGGAUAGCACAGGCUAACUUUUAAUGAUGCCUCAACAAUAAAUACCUUCUUUUUUUUUUUCUUUUUUUUUGAGAAAACUUUUUUUUUUUUUUUUCAAGCUUAAGAAAAAGCACUUAUGCAGCCAUUUUACUGUACAUUAUAGCACAAUGUAAGUGUUCUACCCUCAUCUCUGCUGGCUGUCUUAUCUGUCCUCGCACCCAGAUCAAGGUUUUUAUCCGUU
Sebastes umbrosus (honeycomb rockfish) is the source of this 4151-nucleotide messenger RNA. RefSeq names its product protein phosphatase 6, regulatory subunit 2a (gene ppp6r2a). Gene Ontology annotation, cellular component: cytosol; nucleus. The transcript is spliced from 25 exons. Lineage: Eukaryota; Metazoa; Chordata; Actinopteri; Perciformes; Sebastidae. The coding region runs from base 648 to 3470 and encodes 940 amino acids. Gene Ontology annotation, molecular function: protein phosphatase binding; protein phosphatase regulator activity. The record is from RefSeq and is a predicted model, not a curated record.